GACAACUUCUUGGUCACUGACUGGAUUGAACUCCUUCACGCAACAUCUCUCCUCGCGACGAGAGAGAAUACGGCGAUUUUUUACGGAGCGAUUCGCAACACCUGCUUCCGACAGUGCGCCGCCGCUUUUGUUGAAUCUGCAGAGGAUCAUAAAUGUAAUAGGCUUCGUUCGAGAUGGAGGUCUCCGUGGAUUUAAAAUUUGUGCUCAUCAUUAUCGCGCUUCUUGCCUGCAUUCAAGUAACCGAAUCCGUUUUUGGCGAUUACGGAUAUAACCACUUCCAAAUGCGGCCUCCGUCGCUCCCUUUCAACCCCGCAGCUCAGCCGACGAGGGGCGGCUGGAGCAGCGGUCACGACGCAGAGUGGUUGCCACCGCACAACCCUCAUUUUCACCACCAUCACCAUCAUCACGGAGGGGAUUCCAGUGAGGAGGUCGGAGAUGAAGACUUUGACGACUCGUCCUGUCCAGGCGGUUGGAGUGGUGGGGUUAGAUGGCCUUGCGUCCCGGUCAAGGGAUGCACCACCCUGAGGCCCCGAGGCUUCCGAGCCUACUGCGGAUGGAAUGCGGGCGAACCACUGGUUUGCUGCCCGCCAAAGGACAAAGAGGCCAUCCAUGCGGACACGCGUCCCAACACUCCGAAUCGACCCAUUCCUAACCGUCCAUAUAUAACUCCUAAUCGUCCCGUUGCUCCAAACCGUCCCAAUACCCCUAGUUGCACACGUCCAAGCGUCCCCAAGCCGAACAAGGACAAACCAAAUAAUGCUGUUGCAACCAACCCAAGCAAUCAAAAAUGUGGCCAGUUAUUUGCGGACUCGGAAGGUGCCAUUGUUUUCCGCGACAAUUUUGCCCCCGCUCCAGAAUCCAUCAUUGGCGGAGUUCCGCUCAGAACAGCCCAGAGCUCACCCUGGAUGGCUGCAAUCGGUGAGCGCACAAAAAGCGGGAUCGUCUGGUUUUGCGGCGGCUCUUUGAUCGCGGCCCAAUGGGUGAUUACAGCGGCGCACUGCAUCAGUUCCACCAACAGAAAACCUGAGCUGGUCAGAUUGGGCGAGCUCGACUUUUCGCGCAGUGACGAUGCCGCGUCUCCCAAAGACUUCAUGGUUGCUAAUGUGGUACGGCACCCUGAAUUCGAUGCGCCAGUUUAUUACCACGACGUCGCCCUUCUCAAAUUGAGGGAACCGGUCUCUUUCAAUAAGUUCAUUCAACCUGUUUGCCUGCCACCGUCGGGACUGAGGAUAUUGGACGGUGCUAUUGCUACUAUUGCAGGCUGGGGAGAUACAGCGUUUGGCGGCGAGAAGAGCGACGUUCUCCUUGAGGUCGGCGUACAAAUCAUUCCUAAUGAGAGGUGCACAAAAGCCUAUUCGUCAUCGCGCCUCAUGUUCAAUUACCCUCAGGGCAUCACCAGCAACUUGUUGUGCGCCGGUGACACUGAAAAGGGCGGCAAAGACGCAUGCAAGGGCGACUCAGGUGGGCCGCUUGUGAUGCGAGAGGGAAACGUUCACACUUUGAUUGGAGUUGUCUCAACUGGAGUUGGUUGCGGCUCCAGGACGUACCCUGGGUUGUACGUCAGGGUUUCCAAUUAUACAGAAUGGAUUCUUAAUGUGAUUAGAUGAGACCUGAGGAAAAUGUACAAUAUCUGACUAAUAGUAAUAAAUUAUUAUUUCAAAAGCAUGAA
Molecule: messenger RNA, 1669 nt
Organism: Neocloeon triangulifer
Lineage: Eukaryota; Metazoa; Arthropoda; Insecta; Ephemeroptera; Baetidae
Product: clotting factor B-like
Exons: 7
Coding region: 174-1607 (477 amino acids)
Biological process (GO): proteolysis
Molecular function (GO): serine-type endopeptidase activity
Source: RefSeq, a predicted model, not a curated record